GUGAGUUUGCAGUUGAGUGCGCCAGAGCACCGCGGUUGCAUUAUAUAACUUUAACGUACUCACGGGUUUAACGGCGCAAAAAACGGGCGCCGCAAAUUUCACGAUUCAUUACGGACUAAUUCCAAAGAAUUAGCAAGUGACCGAUCGAUCACUUUUUCUUUUUCUUUUUUCCUCCCCUCCUGCCAACGCGCAUUAAAAGUUGUCGACGGAUCCGCGAAACAGCGCACACGGUGGAAGUCGCGAGCGCCAGCAGCGACAUUGUUGAUCUUUUUUAGUUAAAAAAUAUUGCGGAGAAUGUUUUCCGACCGCAAAGGGAGAGACGCGACGACAGUUUCAGCUGUUUCACCACGCAACACCAGCGCAAGAAGCGGGGCUCAUUUCAGACCUUGACUGAGUGGACGUUGCAUUAUUUCUCACAUUUUGUCCCCCAACUUGGAAUAAUAGGAGAUGACCUAACCGGUGGAGUGUUUUUUUGUUUGUUUGUUUGUUUUGUUUUGUUUUAUUUUUUAUUAUUAUUAUAUUUUUUUUUGUAUCACUACAGGAUGAAGAAAUGGAUCAGAGUGGACUAAAGCUCAAUGGUAAUCCAGAUGACAGCCCGACAUUUGGCGAGAAAGGACCUGAAGUAGGCAGAGUUAUAGGUGGCACACCUGGUUUACUACUCCAGACUGCAAUGCAUCUGCCUGGUUCCGGAUCUCUGCCCCAGAGUACGGUGUCCCCGAAUGGACGGGGUGGAAUCAAAGACCAGUGUGAUGCAGGCCUCUUUGAAUCCUCUCAGCGUCAUGUCCCAUGUGAGGUGUCCAAUAUUAAGAAGGAUACAUUGAUCAGAAUGCAGAAACAAGAACAGGAUAGUGAUGUAUUCAGCAUGGGGGACAGCUUGAGUAUUGUUAAUCUUGACCAGAUGUCCACCUCCAUCAUUAACACCUCAGACACCUCCAUCCUGGCCAAUCUCCCAUUGCCUGACCUUUUCCCCCAGCACAUUAAGCAGGAGGGGAUAUUUUCUCUGGGAAAGGACUUGGGAGGUUGCAGUGGACAAACAGGCACCGGUCCAUGUGAUUUGGAUGAAAGCAGCAGUCGUAUAAUUGAUGAUUCAGAGAUUUGGCAAGACCUGGACCUUACAAGUUCUCUACCUGAAAUCAGUGUUUUUGAGUUGAAUUCGGAGGUGGCACAUUUGGAUAACAUUCUACAAGAGAGCAGCAGUAGCGGUGGCAUUCCUGUCACCGGCUUGCUGAAGGAAACAAAGUCUUUCAUUGGCAAUGGAGGGAACUGUACCAGUGUUAAUGGCUCAGAGCAUCAGCUUCAUCCAAUACACCAGCAGCAGCCCCCUCACCCUUUAGCUCAGCACCAGCAACAUCAGCUUCAGCCUCAGCAAACUUCAUCAAUUCUCUCCAGCGUCGUCAUCAAGGAAGAGAAGGAUCCUGACUUCAUCCACAUCCGUACUCCUGGUGUUGUCAAGCAGGAGAAGCAGGACAAUGCUAGUUACUGCCAGUCGCAGUGUCACCAGAGCAGCAUGAGCUCCAUGUCCUCUCCUAUGGGUGUUGGUGCAGGACCUGGCUACCCGUACAGACCCAAUCCACCUUCUACAGUGGGCAUGCAAGACCAGAAGCCCUUUGGCAUGUUCUCAAACCUGCCACCAUUGGGGGAAAGCUGGAUGGGAGGUGGGAAUUUUGGAGAGUUACCUGGUAUACAGAGCGGCAAUGAUGGACUCUCUUCUACCUCGGCUUUGGCAAAUUUUCCCGCCAGCUUCUCCAGCUCAUCAGCCAGAACAGGAGAGACCACUGGAGCUGCCGGGUCGGGCCAGUCCAAGCCCAGUGGGCAGACACACAAGAUCUGUUUAGUGUGCUCGGAUGAGGCUUCGGGAUGUCACUAUGGGGUUGUAACCUGCGGCAGCUGCAAAGUGUUCUUCAAGAGGGCCGUUGAAGGAUGGAGAGCACGACAAAACACAGAUGGUCAGCAUAACUACCUGUGUGCAGGGAGGAAUGACUGCAUCAUUGAUAAGAUCCGCAGGAAGAACUGCCCAGCCUGCCGCUUCAGGAAAUGUCUUCAAGCCGGAAUGAACUUGGAAGCGAGGAAAAACAAGAAGCUGGGCAAGCUUAAAGUGCCUGCUGGGUCAUCAGAGCCCAUUAGCAGCAUGCCUGUUCCACUCAUACCCAGGAGCAUGCCCCAACUUGUGCCCACCAUGCUGUCCGUGCUCAAGGCCAUUGAACCAGAGGUCAUCUACUCAGGCUAUGACAGCACGCUGCCGGACACCUCUACACGGCUUAUGACCACUCUCAAUAGGCUCGGGGGGCAACAGGUCAUUUCUGCAGUCAAGUGGGCCAAGUCGCUGCCAGGCUUCCGUAACCUGCACCUUGAUGACCAGAUGACAUUGCUGCAGUGCUCUUGGCUCUUCCUCAUGUCCUUCAGUCUCGGUUGGAGGUCCUAUGAGCAGUGUAACGGCAACAUGCUCUGCUUCGCUCCCGAUCUCGUCAUCAACAAGGAGCGCAUGAAGCUGCCCUUCAUGAAUGACCAGUGCGAGCAGAUGCUGAAGAUCUGCAAUGAGUUUGUCAGGCUGCAGGUGUCCUAUGACGAGUACCUGUGCAUGAAGGUGCUUUUACUGCUCAGUACAGUUCCGAAAGAAGGCCUGAAGAGCCAGGCGGUUUUUGAUGAGAUCAGGAUGACGUACAUCAAGGAGCUGGGAAAAGCCAUCGUCAAGAGAGAGGAGAAUGCCAGUCAGAACUGGCAGCGUUUCUACCAGCUAACUAAGCUACUGGACUCCAUGCAGGAGAUGGUUGAGGGUCUUCUGCAGAUCUGCUUCUACACUUUUGUGAAUAAAACCCUCAGAGUGGAAUUCCCAGAGAUGCUGGCAGAAAUCAUCACCAACCAGAUACCAAAAUUCAAAGAUGGGAGCGUUAAACCUCUGCUGUUUCAUCAGAAAUGACUGCCUUACACUGUGAAUCAAUGCCUUAAAUCCUGCCCUGCCCGAGAAUUUGCUUAUCCUGCCUCCCUCAUCACUCUGCAGCUCCUCGGCUUUCUCCUAGGCUCCCUUUGGGGAUUCUGCUGCACCCCUCCAGGCCUCAGUCUUUUAGCCUCAGAGCACAAUACCUGUGGCCUCAAAUGUCAUAUUCCAGUCCUUCAGCGGGACGUCCAACCACUGACUCGUAGCCCGUCCUCUCGGCCAACCAGGAAGAAUUUGGCAUCUGAAUGUCUUUUGGAAAAUCUAUUUUUUCAGCCCCUAGCUCAUGGCCCUGACCUCAGAUGUCUAUAAUGUUUUCUAACAGCGUCCAUUAGCUUCUUACUCUUUUCAGCCUACAGAGUUUUAUUGCUGUUUUCACUGGAAAAACCAACACCUACAAACACAAUUUCCUCCCACUGCAUGACAUGCACCAUGGAUGUAGUGAUUGCUCACUUUCUGGGGUUUCCAGUAGACUCCUGGCAGUGAAAACAAAAAAAAUCUGAAACCUUCUUUUUUUUUUUUCCGGACUACAGGACAAUAAGGACAAAUAGUUAUAUAUACCUGACCAAGAGGAAUAUUCUUCAUUUAUUGUAUGCAGACGUGCUUCGCUGACCACACAUGCAGAAGUCACAGAGUAUAAGCAGACACACAUUCACUUGGCCAAAUGUUUACACAGGAUGUAUCAGAGGGAAAACCAGUGCCUUUUAGUUUUUAAGCUCUUCAUAGCCAUCCCCUUGAAACCCAUUGUUUUCUAACGUCAAUAUCAUUCUGCAUAUUUUUUAUCCGUUUUUAGUUUUUCGACUCUGGCAAUUUUUUGUUUUCUUUCCAAGCUGACAUUCUGGUGCUUAUAAUGUGGGAGGAUCUCUCUGUCUUUGUUCUGAUCAGCAAAUGCGUGUGUGUGAUAACAGAAAAUAGUACGGAUAAGAAAGCGUGAGAGCAGUUUAACAUCAUCAGGUCUUGAAAAAGUUCAAUUGGGUAUAAAAGAAGAGUUUUCCCUUUUCCAGCCACGUAACAUACCAUAUUUUAUAAAUACACUUCAUCUCCCAGAUUAUAUAAACAAAUGUCCUUUUCUUUAUCAGUUUUGCAGACGCUGCCACCAGCAUUGUGGUAAAUAAACCACACUGGAAUCUAAACACAGAACUGUGAGGGAGUUAAAUGUUAGAAUUUAGUUAAACUGAAUGAUUUAAAAAAAAAAAAUCAUACAUAUUGGGGGUUUUAUAAUCACAUUGCUUUUGGAUAAACACAAGUAAAAGAAAUCCAGGGUGUCUUUGUUUCAGAAAAUAGCCAUAAUGCUUUAAGUAGACCUGGCAUAAAGUCAGAGCUGCCCUUUUACUGCUAUCUGCGUACAUACCAAGUGAAUUAUUCCCACAACUGGAGUUGAAAAUGCAGUUUUAUGAAGGUUCACUUUGCAUCGCCAGAUUACUUUUCCCCCUUCACCUCAGAAAAUUGCCACACAGGUACAUGAAUGGCCAGUUUGUUUUUUUUAUUUUGGAAUCUAAUAGGAGUACAGUGAUUACGACUCAGAUAAUAUAAUUGCAGCAAGUAUUGGGAAAUUCUUACGAACAAACUCAACCUGAAUUGUGCUGCCAUAAUUAUCCUUCCCACAUAUUUCUCCGGAAAUGAAAAGCAAGAAUGUAACCCAGUGCGGGGAAAAAAGUUCUUAAGAAAAGGUGACCUGGCUGCUCCUUUAGUUCUGGAUAAAGCGAGGGGAAAGAAACACGAAAAAAGCCGGUUAGCUUUUAUCUUUAGGCAUUUAAGAUCAUCGUGACCCAUGAGACUAAGAAUAUGCAUAGUGCCAUUUUACACAGACCUACCCUUUAAUCACUGUCAUCUCACUGUUGGAAGAAUGUGCAGUUUCGCUUAAAUGAUGAUCUAAAUCAAAGCUCAGGCUAUGAGUGAUUAUAUCACUUACGUGCAUCUCACUAGUGCCAAAUAUGACACCAGGCUUUUACCUUUUUUUUCCCCCUGGAGAUAUGAAAAGGGUACUGAUCUAGCUGAGAUUUGGCAUCAUGAUGUUGUUGUAAUUUUGCUUCAGGGUGCUCAAUCUUCAGUGUCACACACCAGCUUAAAAUGGCUGAUUGUUAUCAUCCAAGAAUGAGAUUCUCAAAUAGUUUUUUUUCCUCUCUCUCUCACACACUCACUUAUUAAUUUAAGUAAGCUGUAAUUUCUUCUAAAAUCAAACAAGUGCUGGUCAGCGUUUUAAACAUCUACCAUGUGAAAUAAAAAUCCACACCAGCUUAUUUGAUGGCCAAAGCAAAAAUGCAUCAACAGGUCAGACGUGCAUCAGCACACUUCUACCGGUCUCUCUCCCCAAAAUGCCAACUGUAUGGAUUUUAGCCUCUCUGCUGCACACACAACUCUGAAUGUCAGUUGAGAAACCAGGUAGCAUGUUGCCAUGGAGACCAGUCAUUUGUAUGUUACUGACAGCUAAUGGCACAGCAGGCUCUGGAUGCUACAAGCUGCUACUCAAUUAAGAGUCGUUGCUUUUUAAAAAUUUAGCCAAUUCUGCUAAAAGGGGGGGUGUGUGACUCACACUGGGGUCGUUUUAUGUACAGCGAGAGGGCUUUCGGCUUGAGUCCGCUGACUCGGCAUUGAGGCUUCUCGCAUUGCUGUGUUUUGGUUAUUCUGGGGAAAAAUUAAUCUUAAAAGUUUUUUGGGUGACUUGCAGUAUUACAUUUGUUUCCAGGUGAUGGUGCUUCAGAAAACCAGCUUUAAUGUGUAGAUGCAACCACAUACCUGCUCAUUUCUAAAUAGCUAUAGGUGUAAAUAGCAAUGCUGACAUAUCCAGUCUAAUGUAAACCGUGUCUAUUACUAAAUAUAUUUUACAUCAGCCUCAAUAUUCACAGCUUUUUCUUUAAUCUUUCAGUACAUGCUCAACUAAAGGCCUUGCGAAAGGGAGACAGAGAGCCAUAGAAAAAUAAGAGUUCAAAUCAGGAAAUAGACAAAUAUCAGCGCUUUUGGAGAUUGAUCAAUUGUAAAUUACUAUUUUCUGUGAUUUAAUACAUCAGCUUGAUCCUCUUUGAUAUGACUAAUUUUACUCAAUCAUUUUUGUACAUUGAACGGGUUGAAAAAGAUAAAAAAAAAAAAUUCUCCGUUUGUCUGUGUUUGCUAAAGGUAGACGUGUUGAAUACGUUAGAAAGUGUUUAACAUGUUUGUCUUGUGAAGUAAAUGUUAAUUCUAGGAGUCAGUACAUGAUUGCUCACUGUGUUUUUAAAGAUGUAAGGAAAUUAAGGGGGAGAGGUAAAAAGUUUUUUUCUUCUUUUUUUUUUUUUUGCGUUUUACAAGAGUGACCAAAGCAGAGAAGAAAAUAAAAUAUAAAAAAAAUGAAAAAGUAAUCAGUUACAUUUUGUGUAGCAUCUACUAGCACACUUCUGGGUUUAUUAAUUUUCCUUAUUUUGAUUUUUUUUUCUCUAAAGGUAUUGGCUUUGGAUCUCAUGUUUAUUGUGAGGAUUUACUGGUCACUUUAAAAUAAAAAAAAAUAAAAAUAAAAAUUGAAUCUGCAUGUGAAAGUAAAUUUUCCAGAGCCAGAUGGAAUUGCACUACCCUCACAUUGGUUGACACAGUCUAUUUUGUGUAAAAACAUGCAAGAUUAAGGGCAGAUCAUGAUUCACCGAUAGACCUAGCUAUGGCUUUCACUGAAGUCUGUUUUGUUCGUUUUUCAGUUAUGUAGAUGUAAUCCGAUGUAAUAUAUAUAUAAAUAUAUAUAUAUAUAUAAAAAACUAUUAAAAAAAUGUUUGCUUUAAAAUAAGUUUGUAUUUACACUUCUUCUGUAGUCAGUGUCAAUAUUUUCACCUAUUUGAUUAAAUGUAGAAUUAUCUGUGUUGUUCUUUGACAUUGGAUUUGGCAUUGUGUCGGCGGACUUGUCUGUCAUCACUGGUUCAAAGCUGAAAUUCAGAAGAACUGAUUUCUCUUUAGUUCAAACAUCUUACACAAUAAAGUUUCUUGUUUUCCCAACUCUCA
Messenger RNA from Melanotaenia boesemani (Boeseman's rainbowfish), 6892 nucleotides. Its product is annotated as glucocorticoid receptor-like. The record is from RefSeq and is a predicted model, not a curated record. Gene Ontology annotation, cellular component: nucleus. Gene Ontology annotation, biological process: nuclear receptor-mediated glucocorticoid signaling pathway; regulation of DNA-templated transcription. The transcript has 10 exons. Gene Ontology annotation, molecular function: sequence-specific DNA binding; DNA-binding transcription factor activity; steroid binding. Bases 551 to 2917 code for a protein of 788 amino acids. Lineage: Eukaryota; Metazoa; Chordata; Actinopteri; Atheriniformes; Melanotaeniidae.